AUGGAAUCGAAUUUGUUGAGUGGGAGAAACCACAUCAAUCUCAUGCGUGGCUGGCCGUCACCAGAUGUUUUGCCAGCUGCUAUGCUUUCAAGUGCCUGCCAACAAGUUCUCCUUCGCCGUCAGGAGUAUAUUCCUAUUCUCCAGUAUGGUCCAAAUACAGGUCACCCAACACUGAAGAACGAGUUAUCCAGAUGGCUUGGCGAGCAUUAUAAUGUCAACCCAGAUCCAAGCCGCAUUUGUGUCACGGGCGGAGCAAGCCAGAGCUUGGCUUGCAUUCUCCAGAGCUUUACUGACCCAAACUAUACCAAAGCCAUUUGGAUAAUUGCUCCUUGUUAUUACCUGGCCUGUGGAAUUUUCGAAGAUUCAGGAUUUGCUGGAAAAUUACGUGCAGUACCGGAAGAUGACGAGGGCAUCGACUUGGUGGUCCUGCAAAACAAAAUCAGGGAGCUAGAACAAGACGAACAAGCAAAACCGCAGGCAAAGCCGGUCAAACCUCAUGACACAACAAGGAAGCUGUAUAGACAUGUCGUGUACAUUGUACCAACUUGCGCAAACCCUUCUGGGAAAACCAUGUCUCUUCGACGACGUGAAGAGUUGGUACACCUGGCACGGGGUCACAAUGCUCUCGUAGUCUGUGAUGACGUGUACGACUUUCUACAGUGGUCCGUUGACCCCGAAGAUGAACAGGGUAACAGGAGUUAUUUGAGACUGCCUAGGCUAUGCGACAUUGAACGAUCAUUGGGAUUUUCGGAGCAGGACCCAGACAAAUUUGGUUACACCGUCAGCAACGGAUCCUUUAGUAAAAUCGCUGGGCCGGGAGUCCGCACAGGUUGGGUUGAAGCCUCCUCAAAGUUCGUCAUUGGGCUAGGUAACACUGCUUCCACACUUUCAGGCGGAGCACCGAGUCAGCUGUGCGCAGCGAUACUGGGUGAGACUCUCCGAACUGGCGAACUACAGAAGCACAUAGCUCGCACGGUCUGUCCAUCUCUGCAGAGGAGAUAUAAGCUCGCCAUGACCGCAAUUCAUCAAUACAUUACGCCUUUGGGCUACCGUGCCCGAGAAACGAGUCUUACCGGAGCUCGAAUCUAUGGUGGAUACUUUAUCUGGCUGUCUCCGAAAGCAGAACUGUCACUGAGCUCCCAGCUAGUCGCCGACGUCGCGAUGGAAGAAGAGAAUCUCGCGAUAGGUUAUGGACGCAUGUUUGAGGUUCACGGGGACGAUGGCAGUGCUCCGUUCAAAGGUGACAUUCGAAUUUGCUUUGCAUGGGAGGCGGAGGAUGCCAUAGUUGAGGGUAUUCAGCGAUUGGGCUCUUUACUCAAACGAAUGUUGGAAAAUCCAGCGCAGUACGAGAACUGGAAGUCGAAGACCGAAGAAUCAUCGAGUUUCGUACAUUACUACUAA
Molecule: messenger RNA, 1401 nt
Organism: Metarhizium robertsii ARSEF 23
Lineage: Eukaryota; Fungi; Ascomycota; Sordariomycetes; Hypocreales; Clavicipitaceae
Product: Aspartate/tyrosine/aromatic aminotransferase
Exons: 2
Coding region: 1-1401 (466 amino acids)
Biological process (GO): biosynthetic process
Molecular function (GO): L-2-aminoadipate:2-oxoglutarate transaminase activity; pyridoxal phosphate binding
Source: RefSeq, a predicted model, not a curated record